Molecule: messenger RNA, 1357 nt
Organism: Neoarius graeffei (lesser salmon catfish)
Lineage: Eukaryota; Metazoa; Chordata; Actinopteri; Siluriformes; Ariidae
Gene: ccr7
Product: chemokine (C-C motif) receptor 7
Exons: 3
Coding region: 45-1142 (365 amino acids)
Biological process (GO): G protein-coupled receptor signaling pathway; immune response; chemotaxis
Cellular component (GO): membrane
Molecular function (GO): chemokine (C-C motif) ligand 21 binding; chemokine (C-C motif) ligand 19 binding; C-C motif chemokine 19 receptor activity
Source: RefSeq, a predicted model, not a curated record
UGCAGAGGACGUCAAACACACGCGCACACACUCAUUCAGCAACAAUGGUCUCGUUUACGGCCCUAGGUCCUGUUCUGCUGAUGUGGUCAUGCCACUUUCAGACAAGCUGGUCCAAUAUGACUACCGAUUCCACAACUGAAACAACUACAGAAGAAUUCACUCCUGAUUAUGAAAAAUAUGAAAUGGUGUGUGGGAAAGACUCCAAUCGAAACUUCCGAUCGUGGUUCAUACCAUCAAUCUACAGCAUCAUCUGCUUCCUGGCUCUCCUAGGAAACUUCCUGGUCAUUCUGACUUAUGUCCAUUUCAAGCGGAUUAAGACCAUGACUGACAUCUUCCUGCUGAACCUGGCCAUCGCUGACCUGCUCUUUGCACUAUCGCUGCCCUUCUGGGCUGCUAGCGUCAUGUCCAAAUGGCCACUUGGGCAGUUUUUGUGCAAGGCCAUGUAUGCCAUCUACAAGAUCACCUUUUUCAGCGGCAUGUUCCUACUCACUUGUAUCAGCGUGGACAGGUACUUCUCCAUCACCAAAGCUGUCUCUGCUCACCGCUACCGUUCCAGCGCCAUUCACUAUGGACGCAUAUCUUCCCUGGUCACUUGGGUGAUGGCUGUGUUCUUCUCCUUGCCUGAGAUAAUCUACUCUAAUGUCAACUCGAACAACACAUGCGUGGGAUACAACAACGGGUACGAAGAUCUCCGCAUCUCCAUGCUGGUCAGCCAGAUGGUUCUGGGCUUUGUCCUGCCAGCACUCGUGAUGGUUUUCUGUUACAGCUGCAUCAUUAAGACCCUCGUGCAAGCCAGGAACUUUGAGAGGAAUAAAGCCUUAAAGGUGAUCUUCGCCGUCGUGGUCGUGUUCAUUGUCAGCCAGCUGCCGUAUAAUGUGGUGAUGGGACUGAGCACACACAACACCACCGUGUGUGACCUCGAUAACAAUCUCCUCUACGCCAUGGAUGUAAGCCAAGGUAUCGCCUUCCUGCGCUGCUGCGUGAACCCUUUCCUGUAUGCCUUCAUUGGAGUGAAGUUUCGCAAUGAUCUGCUGAAACUAAUGAAGUUUCUGGGCUUCUCAACUCCCAGCCAUGUCAUAUACUCCGGUAAGAGGAAAUCCUCAGCUGGGCUCGAUACUGACACCACUUCAUUUUCCCCAUGAGUCAGUGACUUUUCUCUUUUUUUUAAAAAAAAUAUAUAUGCUUUAUUUUUCUAUAUUAACUAUUGUGGUUAUUCAUUCAUUCUUUGUUCUUUUUUGCUUUACAUUUUAUUCCAUAUUUGUUUCAUGUCAUAUUUUUCAGAUUUGUAAGAUUUUUCUUAUCAAAACAAGGACAUUUUUUAACAGUCUCCAUUUUAUAUUCUCCAAGAAGUACAAUA